Messenger RNA from Cutaneotrichosporon oleaginosum, 1423 nucleotides. RefSeq lists its product as uncharacterized. Gene Ontology annotation, cellular component: U1 snRNP; U2-type prespliceosome; precatalytic spliceosome. Gene Ontology annotation, biological process: mRNA splicing, via spliceosome. Gene Ontology annotation, molecular function: U1 snRNA binding; mRNA binding. Lineage: Eukaryota; Fungi; Basidiomycota; Tremellomycetes; Trichosporonales; Trichosporonaceae. The record is from RefSeq and is a predicted model, not a curated record.
GGUGAGUGCCACACCGGCGUUUUCGCGCCUCCACCACCCAUCUCGUAUUGUCGCAUCCGCGAUUUCACUCAUCACCAACAACAUGACCGCGCUGCUCCCGCCCAACCUCUUGCGGCUGUUCGCGCCGCGCCCGCCCGUGCCAUACCUCAAGCCGCUGGCGAAGGAUGACCGCGACCGCGGGCCGGACCGCCUGGCCGGCAUCAGCGGGGUCGUGAAGCGCUUGCGCGAAGAGGCGGAGGAGAAGGCGUACAAGGAUGGGCUGGAGGGCAAGCCGACCGAGGCAGAGGGCAAGGAGGAGACUGGGGACGAGGCCGCGGCCAAGAUGGACGUCGACGAGAAGCCGAAGCGGAAAAAGGACCCCAUCGCCGCCGCAGGCGUGAUCGGGCAAGAGGCCGUCAAGAUGCGGCGCGAGGCGCGCGCCAAGCGCCAAGCCGCGUACAAGAAGGACGCGGAGGCGAGCUGGGACCCGACGCACGACCCGAAGGUCAUGGGCGACCCGUACAAAACCCUCUUCAUCUCGCGGCUGUCGAGCAAGGCGACCGAGGCGGACCUGCGCCACGAGUUUGAAAUGUACGGCCACAUCGAGCGCAUCGUCAUCGUGCGCGACCGCAAAGGCAAGUCCCGCAACUACGCGUUUAUCGUGUACGAGCGCGAGCGCGACAUGAAGGCCGCGUACAAGGACGCGGACGGCAUUCCGAUCCACCACAAGAAGAUCAUCGUCGACGUCGAGCGCGGCCGCACCGUCAAAGGAUGGAAGCCGCGGCGGCUGGGCGGGGGCCUCGGCGGGCGCCCGAAGCCCGUCGUCGAAGCGCCGCCGGCGUUUGGCGGCUUCGCGCCCCGCGGCGGGUUUGGGGGCCGCGGUGGCUUCCGCGGCGGCGGCGGGAGGGGAGGCGGGUUCCGCGGCGGAGGCGGCGGCGGGCGAGGGGGAUUCGGCGGCGACCGGGGCGGGUUUGGUGGAGGUGGUGGAUAUCGUGGUGGACCAGGGUUUGGUGACCGCGGUGGGUUUGGAGGCGGCGGCGGGCGCGGUGGGUUCGGAGGCCCCCCCGGCGGCCCGGGCUUCGGCGCGAGGGAUAGCGGAUACGCGCCGCGCGACGGUUUCGGCGGACCACCCAAGCGCGACUUUGAUGCGCCCGGCGGCUUUGGCGGGUACGAGGACCGCGACUCGAAGCGGCCACGGUAUUAGUGUCGUGACUCCAACCUGUCGCCAUGACUUCCAGCUGUACUCGAGACCUGACACGGCAAGGCAACUGCAGUGCAAUGCGAUGCAACGCGCACAACACAACACAACUGGUAGAGUAGAUGCGGGCUUACGGCAGCCCUGCCGCGUAAGUAUGUACUAGGCAACAUGUCAAUGUCGUGCUGUGUGGUGGGUAGGGUAUGGUGGGUAUGGUAGGUGGUGUGGCCGAGUCUUGACGCCAGCGGG